AUGUGCAAAGGAACUGAUCUCGGCAAUAUUCAACUACUGGCUGCGGUCCAAAAAAACUACCCCGCAAUUUGUGCCGUCUACUUUCUCUCAUCCAUUGGGCUUGGGGACAACAUUCCCAUUGACGCAGCCAUAGCUCUGAAUCGUCGAUUUCUCGUUCCUUUACUGGGUAUCUGGCAACCUAUAGGGAUUGUUGUUGCAUCCGCUAUUGCCUUCGGCACUGCUGCUAAGUAUAGAUGCGACGUGGAAUUGCCCGCUUGUAACUCUGCUGGUCUUAAACCGGACGAUGCAUGUUGCACCGUCUUGAGUAAUAUGGGCUGGCGUUACGAAGUGAUUACUAUUGGAGCGAUUACAUUUAUUGUGUUUGUUGCCCGUUAUCUAGUAUUUACUUUCCAUGAAUCGCUGAAGUUCCUGAUCAGCCAGGGUCGCGAUCAAGAUGCUAUUGGCGUACUCCAUAGGAUUUCUAAGUUUAACAAAGCCCCUAUGCCGACACCCAGCCUCGCGGAAUUCCAGCUUACUGACUCAGACGCUGAUACAUAUCAGAGUCCUGAAGCGGCCACAUCAAGUGUGGUUGAGAGAUUCAGGUUUCUACGUGGUUUGUUCCUAUGCAAGCUUCAGUGUUUCACUUUUGCUCUCCUGGCCAUUGCCUAUAUGGGUGAUUACUGGUCCUUCACUCUAGCGGGCUCAUUCCUGCCAAUCGUAUUGCUCCGUGACAAUGGCAGCGGCGGUAACGUGACAGAGACCUAUCGUCAAUACAUUUACAUCUAUCUGCCGGGAAUACUUGGAGCUCUUACCGCGACACUGGCCUUAGAGUUAUCAGACUACCUAAAGCUGACAAUGCAGUACUUUAACGCGGUCCUGUAUGCCUCCGCCCCAGAAAUGUUCAAUACAACUUACCGUGCAAGCGCGAGUGGAAUGCUCUCUUGCUUAGGGCGUAUAACGAGUGUUGUGGCCCCAAUAGCUGGUCAAAGAUUUAUCGCGGAGGGGACGUCCGGUGUACUUUGGCUUGGAGCUGGUGGAAUCUGGUUGUCCGCUUUGUUUAUGUGCUUCCUGCCAAUUGAGAUGAGAACAAGACAAAUGUUCUAG
Molecule: messenger RNA, 1083 nt
Organism: Penicillium subrubescens
Lineage: Eukaryota; Fungi; Ascomycota; Eurotiomycetes; Eurotiales; Aspergillaceae
Exons: 3
Coding region: 1-1083 (360 amino acids)
Source: RefSeq, a predicted model, not a curated record